UUACCGUUGAGAACAGUUGCUUGAGGUGUCUGUGGGGUGUGCGCGAAGUAGUUUGUUUGUCACUACAAAAAAAGCAAAACAAACUACAAGCCCAUUUCCCCCACAUUCUUUUAAUUACUAAUAAUUCAGCGAGUUAUAUAUAUACAUAUAUAUGUAUAUAUAUAUAUUAUAUAUACUCUGAGUAACGACGAAUAAGAAAGUCUUUAGCGGAUUGUCGAGGGGUGUGACUCGGUCAAGCUGCCUAUCCAAGAGGCACCGCGUCAGGCUAUGUACCAGCGAAAGCCAGUGACAAAGAAAAAAACGGAAAAGAUUGUAAAAAGGUAGACCACACUGAGACCCCGAAGGUGAGGACCCGCGAGAAACAACACCUCCCCAUCAUUAAACGGCGGAGUUUGUUCUUUGUUUCCUCGUCGAAGAAGACGAUGUGAAGGGAGAAGAUUAAGGGGGAGUGAAAGAGAGAGAGAGAGAGAGAGAGAAGAAGAAGCUAAUGCUAUACGACGAGAGAAUGUGUGGGAAGGGCAUGAUGUGCCGCGGGGAAGUCCAGAGCCACGACCUGUCGAUUAAGCAGGAGCUCAAGGAUGAGGAGUCGAGAAGAGCCAAGCACAGCUGGCACAAAAGCGGGAGAAGGCGAUGGCACAGUGACAGGAGAGAACACCGUCUCGUCGUCCGCCGCAACCCACCGAGACCGCGGCGCUCUCCGGUCUCCUUGUCGCUGCGGCCGGCGAACAUACGCGGCAGGCGCGCGCCGGGGAUGCGCGCGCCGCGCAACACCAACCAGUUCCUCAUGCACGAGAAGUACCAGCUCAUGCACAUGCGCUCCGACUCGGUCGGCACUGACAGCGCCUCCGACUGCGAGCUGGACCCCGCGGAUAUGGACUCGUACCUCGGGGUGCUCGAGAACGCCCGGGGUGCGCUCCUAGACAGCCCCGACCUCAGCGAGACAUUUCACUUCUUCACGUUCUCAGACAUGGAGCGCGAGGACAGCAUGCAGUACUUUCCGUCCGAGAACGACGUCUUACAGAGCGAAGAUUUCAUGCAGAGGGACUUUAAACAGUUUUGUGACGCCGUGGCUUGUACAUAAAAACACUCGCCACAGGUAACCAGCCUGGUGCGUGCACUGAGUACAUCAGACCAAAAUGACAUUUAUAUGUAUAUAGCAACUUUGUGAUAAUGGCAUGCCGUUAUGUUUGUGUGUGUUUGUUUUUCUUUACUGUGCAUUGUUGUUGUUUUUUUUUUUGUAACGGAAGUGUAAAAGCAGUGGAGUAGGAGUGGCAGAGCAGCAGCCAAUCAGAUUCGAGAUCACUCAGUCCCUCCUCCUCCUCCUCCUCCUCCUCUUACCAGCUGCUUGAACCCCCCUCCGUAUUGGGGCAUCUAGUGCACUACAAUAGGAGAAAAGGAAGCCCUUCUACCCCCGAGUGGUGCACUUGUUUACGGAGUUAGGGAGCCGCUUGAGCUUCAGUCUCUGUAUCUUCAUGUUAAAGUGACGCUUUGUAAACUGAACUUUAAUAAAUGACGUUUUUAAGUAA
Hemibagrus wyckioides is the source of this 1526-nucleotide messenger RNA. RefSeq lists its product as uncharacterized. The coding region runs from base 488 to 1081 and encodes 197 amino acids. The record is from RefSeq and is a predicted model, not a curated record. Lineage: Eukaryota; Metazoa; Chordata; Actinopteri; Siluriformes; Bagridae. The transcript has a single exon.